GGAGAGCAUUUCCUAGAUACCGAGUAGGAGGCGUGUGGGGCUUCAUUCAGAUGCACCGCGGACGGAUCGGGCGGAGCUGAGCGCCGAAGAAAGCGGCAGAGAGGACGGCGUCUAAGGAGGGGGGCAGAUAAGCCAAGCACCAAAAAAGCCCUUUUGUUUAGCGGGAGAGCUGCCGGCCGAGGAAACCAUGACGACCGCCACGUCCCCCAUCCUGCUGAAAUGGGACCCCAAGAGUCUGGAGAUUCGAACCCUGACCGUGGAGAGGCUUCUGGAACCGCUGGUCACCCAGGUGACGACACUGGUAAACACCAGCAACAAAGGUCCUUCCAGUAAGAAGAAAGGCCGAUCCAAAAGGGCCCAUGUGCUGGCUGUAUCCGUGGAGCAGGCCACGCAGAACUUCCUGGAGAAGGGUGAGCAGAUAGCCAAGGACAGCCAGGACCUGAAGGACGAGCUGAUCGCCGCCGUGGAGGACGUACGCAAGCAAGGUGACACCAUGCGUGUAGCGUCCUCGGAGUUUGCCGACGAUCCCUGCUCCUCAGUGAAGCGUGGCACCAUGGUGCGGGCCGCCCGCGCCCUCCUGUCCGCCGUCACGCGCCUGCUCAUCCUCGCUGACAUGGCCGACGUCAUGAGGCUGCUGGCCCACCUGAAGAUUGUGGAAGAGGCCCUGGAGGCGGUCAAGAGCGCCACCAAUGAGCAGGACCUGGCGAACCGCUUCAAGGAGUUUGGGAGAGAGAUGGUGAAGCUGAACUACGUGGCGGCUCGCCGCCAGCAGGAACUGAAAGACCCCCAGUGCCGUGACGAGAUGGCGGCGGCCCGCGGGGCCCUGAAGAAGAACGCCACCAUGCUGUACACGGCGUCUCAGGCCUUCCUGCGGCACCCAGACGUGGCCGCUACGCGCGCCAACCGCGACUACGUCUUCAAGCAGGUGCAGGAGGCUUUGGGGGGCGUGGCUGGGGCAGCGCAGGCCGCCUCCCCCACUGACGAGAAGCAUGGCCACACCGGGAUCGGGGAGCUGGCGGCCGCCCUCAACGAAUUUGACAACAAGAUCAUCCUGGACCCGCUGACCUUCAGCGAGGCCCGGUUCCGCCCGUCGCUGGAGGAGCGCCUGGAGAGCAUCAUCAGCGGCGCCGCCCUCAUGGCGGACUCGUCCUGCACCCGCGACGACCGGCGCGAGCGCAUCGUGGCCGAGUGCAACGCGGUGCGGCAGGCACUGCAGGAUCUGCUCAGCGAGUACAUGAACAACACGGGCCGGAAGGAAAAGGGCGACCCUCUGAACACUGCCAUAGACAAGAUGACGAAGAAGACAAGGGACCUUCGCAGACAGCUGCGGAAGGCGGUGAUGGAUCACAUCUCAGACUCCUUCCUGGAGACCAAUGUUCCGCUGCUGGUCCUCAUCGAGGCAGCCAAGAGUGGCAAUGAGAAGGAGGUCAAGGAGUACGCCCAGGUGUUCCGCGAGCAUGCCAACAAAUUGGUGGAGUCCGGGCCUGCCUCACGCCUCUGCCCGCGAUGA
Molecule: messenger RNA, 1510 nt
Organism: Brienomyrus brachyistius
Lineage: Eukaryota; Metazoa; Chordata; Actinopteri; Osteoglossiformes; Mormyridae
Product: catenin alpha-2-like
Exons: 10
Coding region: 188-1510 (440 amino acids)
Biological process (GO): cell-cell adhesion; cell migration
Cellular component (GO): actin cytoskeleton; catenin complex; adherens junction
Molecular function (GO): cadherin binding; actin filament binding; structural molecule activity
Source: RefSeq, a predicted model, not a curated record